AUGCGGCCCAAUUCUACCACGAUGCCAAGAGGAGCUCGCUUGGAUGGAUACCCAAUCUUCUAUCCACGGACACCUCCCUCUGAAUUUCUGUUCGACGCCCAAGAGAGCUUGCAGGAGCCGCUCGUGCCAGCAGCUGCCAGCAGUUCAUAUCAUCACCAUUCCGUGGCUUAUGAGAUCAUAGGGGGCUGCAAGGAGCUGCUCAAAGUCUCGAGCUUGCUGAUGAUCGCCCAUCCUGCAACCGAGCGGUGCAGGCUUUUGAGGACUCGUGCGGGAGGCGUCGCAGGCAUGGCAGUCCAUGCCGCGAAGCUCAAUGGUAGUGCUUCACAUGAUGUUGGUGCGGCUGUAUGUUGA
This is a messenger RNA of Symbiodinium natans, 351 nucleotides long. The record is from the annotation of a GenBank genome assembly. Lineage: Eukaryota; Dinophyceae; Suessiales; Symbiodiniaceae.